AUCAAAAAUCAAAUUCUUGUAAAGAGGUAUUGUCAAUUUUAAGAGCAUUUAAAUGGUAUGUUUUUCACAAGUACAUAUAUGCAAGUGAAAAAAAUGAAAUUGCCAUUUUAAUGUGCCCAAGUGCAGAGGAAAAACAAUAUAAUGUAUCUAUAUGUAAGCAUAAAUACGUAUACUGCUUGAAUUUGAAGCCACUAAUAACCUUACAUUACUCAACCGAAAGAUGAACAUCUUAUCCCUAUUAUGCCCCUUAAAACGGCAUCAAACUACAAAUAAAUCCGCUUCUAAUUGCAGCUUAUUAGCGCCGCCCACCCCCCAUAAUUCUCUAAUUCCUCCGCCGCCCACAACCAUGAAAUACAACGAAAUCUCCCACUUCAGCCACCCUCACCACAACCUCAAGUUCGAGUACUCUGAGGCGCCGUUCAAGUGCGACGGCUGCAAGGAGGCCGGCAUCGGCUCCCGCUACAGGUGCUGCGGCGGCGGAGGAGGGCACUGCAACUUUGACCUGCACACACACUGCGCGGUGCCUUCCCCGUCGAUCAGCCACCCGUUCUACACGAAAUGCUCGUUCCAGUUCAUGAGCAGGACGCCGGGAGCGGUGGCGCGUUACUGCAACGCGUGCGAGAAGGACGUGGCUGGGUUCGUCUACCACUGCAACUCGUGCGGCUUCGAUCUCCACCCUUGCUGCGCCAAGCUCCCGAUGGUCCUCGACGACGGCGAAAUCAAAUUGUACUUGUACAAAAAAGUCAGCUCCCCAUGCCACAGGUGUGGGAGAAAGGGGAGGAGCUGGAGCUACAGAUCGUCGUGCAAAAAGUACAACCUACACGUGGCGUGCGUGAAGGAGAUGCUUGUUGACAGCUGGCACGAGAUAUACUACGGUGCAUGGGGGAGCAGCUACACCACGGCCUACACCGGCUGGACUACUAGCCGGAAAUUAGAGGCUACGACGAGGGUCCCCAGCUUAAGAGCUACCCUGGAGACGCACAAUCACAAGCAGAGCAGCGGAAGCGGCGGCGGGAAAACAGCAGAGAAAUGCUGUGAGGUGGCUGGUUUGGCUUUGCAGUUUGUUAUAUCUGCCGUUCUAGGUGAUCCCACCACCCUUAUUGCUGCCCUCGUUGGUAAAUUAAUGUCCAAAUAAAUAGCUAUUACUAAUUAAUUAUGUACUACUAUAUCUUAUUAUUAAUAACAAUAAAGUCAUGUAACAAAUGAAAAUGUUAAUUACUCCUAUAUAUGUAACCAUGUAUCUAAUUUGUCAGAAUAUUUAUUAAGUUGGUGUAAUUAAUUAAGUACAUCCUUGAUUA
Molecule: messenger RNA, 1298 nt
Organism: Erythranthe guttata (spotted monkey flower)
Lineage: Eukaryota; Viridiplantae; Streptophyta; Magnoliopsida; Lamiales; Phrymaceae
Source: RefSeq, a predicted model, not a curated record